UCGCUAAUGUGUCGUCAUCAUGACGUAUUCCCAGUGGUGAACGCAAAGCAUUUUGGGAAUCCGCGGCACAAACAACAAGUAGGAAAACGCGCCAGACUUGAUUGCUGGGAAGUGUUCAAGAUGCCGUCUACCUGCUGUGUUAUAAACUGUAAUAGUCGUUCUCAUGAUAGAAGUGGAGUAAAGCUUAAGAACGGAAUUUCCUAUUAUCGUUUUCCAGCGUGGAAAAAUAAUAGUACAAGCCAUGUUUCAGAGGUGACAAAAAGGCGACGAAUGGCAUGGAUAGCAGCAGUAAGGAGGCCCAAGAUUACCUUCGAUAACAGUCCGCCACACAUGAUGGUGUGUUCAAAGCAUUUUCACAAAGGUAAGUUACUUAUUCUCUGUAAAUGUUAUGUUGUGGGCAAAUAACCAGCGUUUUUUUUUUUUACUUAACCAGACCAUUAGAUUUGACAUUAGGCCAAUGUUAACUAGCAUGAAAUGGCUAGAAAAUUAGCUUUCCAAUGUGCUAGCGUAAAACGUAACCUUAACCUUAAUCAGUUUUAAAUGUUGUACAUGUAGGUACAUAGCAAUUUAUUUGGUGACUGUUUGCAGGCAAACCUGCUUAUGAAAUGAUUGAGUGUGAUCCUGACUGGGCCCCUUCCCUGUACCUCGGCCAUACUGAGGUCAAAGUUACUAACACAGACCGGUUCAAGCGGCUUAGGAGAAGAGCGACGAGGUCACAACAACCGCAACCCCCCCACACUGGUCCUGAGGCUGAGUUCGAUAAUGCUGCACCUUUAUACCCAGACAACACUACAUCUGCAACUGAGAUGGAAGGUCUCGUGAAUCCACCCCCAUCUCCGGGCACUGUCCACACCGGUCCUGAGACUGAGCUGAAUGAACCAGCACAUUUGUUCCCAGACUACUCUGCACCUGUGGCUGAGAUAGAAGGACAAGAGACUCAGCCCCUACCACCAGCCCCAGACAAUGCAUGCAGAGAGGAAGAUAUGGAGACUGAAACAUCAGGGGAUGCUGGUGCUCCAAUGGGGAAUGCAGAUGAACAGCAAAAGUGCACCAAGUGUGCCCUUAGAACCAAAGAAAUAAUCCGUUUGCAGGAGGAGAAUCGAAAACUGAAGGGAGAGCUCUCCAAAAAGGCCCUGGAUGAGAAUUUUCUCAAAAACAAUGAUUUAAAGGUGAAGUACUACACUGGCCUUCCAUCUUUCAGUCUGUUGAUGGGUGUGCUGAUGCAAAUCAUUCCCAGUCUACCAAAAACAAAAGAAAGAAAACUCUCCCAUUUUCAAAUGCUCCUCCUGACCCUUAUGCGCUUAAGACUUGAUCUGCCUGUCGAACAUGUUGCACACCUCUUCGACAUUAGCCGACAUACCGCAUACAAUCUGUUCUUUGAGACCAUCAAUGUACUGCAUGCACACCUCAGUCCUUUGGUGUACUGGCCAAAGCGACAUUGUAUACAGGCAAGCAUGCCACAUCAGUAUGUAGAAAUGUUUGGGAAUCGUGUUACUGUCAUUAUUGACUGCUUUGAGCUUUUCAUUGAAAGGGCACAACAUUUACGUGCAAAGGCACAGACAUAUUCAAACUACAAAAGCAGGUACACAAUGAAAUAUCUCAUCGGCAUAACACCACAAGGUACUAUCUCUUUCAUUUCCAAAGUGGGGGGGCGUGCCAGUGAUAAGCAGAUCACCGAGAACAGUGGCUUUCUUCAGAAGCUCUCGUCUGGAGACCUUGUGUUAGCGUACCGUGGAUUUGAUAUUAAAGAAAGUGUUGCCCUUGUGGGCGCUACACUGAAAAUACCUGCCUUCACCAGGGGCCACAGCCAACUUAAUGCAAAAGAUGUGGAAGAGACCAGGAAGUUAGCUCAUGUUAGGAUCCACGUGGAGCGAGUGAUAGGGUGUAUGCGCUCUAAGUUCAACAUAUUAAAUGACACAAUACGCCUUGGAUUUGUGGUGCCUUGUGAGGGGGAGGAUAAGACUUUGUUGGAUAAAAUUGUGGUUGUGUGCUGUGCUUUGACCAAUAUGUGUCCAAGUAUUGUUGUGAAGCCGUCAUGUUAGAAUUAUACACCAUGCUCACAUCUAAUGUAAAUAUGUAAAUAUGCACAUGUAAAUAUGUACACAUGUAAAUAUAUAUAUAUACAUAUAUAAAUAUGUUUUGUUUUCCAAAAGAUUUUGUAAUGUCACUAAACAUGUAAUGAUUUUUAGCCAUCUCUGUAAAUAAAAUACACAAAGACUGAA
Messenger RNA from Alosa sapidissima (American shad), 2222 nucleotides. RefSeq lists its product as uncharacterized. The record is from RefSeq and is a predicted model, not a curated record. NCBI's taxonomy places the organism in Eukaryota, Metazoa, Chordata, Actinopteri, Clupeiformes, Clupeidae.